Durusdinium trenchii is the source of this 515-nucleotide messenger RNA. NCBI's taxonomy places the organism in Eukaryota, Dinophyceae, Suessiales, Symbiodiniaceae. The record is from the annotation of a GenBank genome assembly.
AGCGACGCCACGGCUCAAAGACGGAGCGAACGCGAUCCGCCGGGGAUCGAUCCCGCCAUGUGGCUCUCGACGGUGAGGCGUGCGUGGCACUACAAGUACUGGCAAAGGCAGACGGCGGGAUAUUUAAGGACGUUUGAGAAGAACAACAAGUUGCCGAACAAUGAGAUGAUUGGCUAUGUGAUCAAUGAUAAGCAUCCCAAGUCCAUUCGCGUGGCCUGUGAUCGCUAUAUGUGGGUGAUGCGGUACAAGAAAGCCUUCCGCUUCACCAAAAAGGUUUGGGCUCACGACGAGCAUUCUGAGUGCAUGGUGGGUGAUGUUGUGCGGGUGCAACCUUUGGGCUACCGCUUAGGGCCCUGGAAGACCUAUGUCCUGUCACGCAUCUUGCAUCGUGAGCCCCGGGACGAGCUGGCACCGCGUGCAUCGGAGAAGAGAAAUCUCCUACAAAAGUCAGAGACAUCGAACACUGAAAUGCAGUGAGGAAAAAUGCAGAUGUCCUGUCAGUGCUUUCGUGCAUG